This is a messenger RNA of Fundulus heteroclitus (mummichog), 1710 nucleotides long. It is a transcript of the gene rassf9, whose product is annotated as Ras association domain family member 9. Bases 124 to 1434 code for a protein of 436 amino acids. The transcript has 2 exons. Lineage: Eukaryota; Metazoa; Chordata; Actinopteri; Cyprinodontiformes; Fundulidae. Gene Ontology annotation, biological process: signal transduction. The record is from RefSeq and is a predicted model, not a curated record.
UUUCCCAAUCGAAACAUUCCAGCACAGUGUAGUGAUCGUCCUGCCAUGCUGCUGCUGGGACUCUAGUGCGUGUUCGGAUCGCCGGGACUGUCAUACCUGUCUGUCUUCUUGCGCUCCAGAGUCAUGGCUCCGUUUGGAAAGAACUUCCUGAAAGCUCGGCUGAAGAACAGGACAAAACAAGCUGAUCCUGUGGUCGGGAAGGAGAUUCAAGUUACCGUCUGCAACGAAGAGAAGGUCGUAUGCGGAGUAACAAAGCACACCACAUGCACAGAUAUGAUUCAGGCAUUGCUGGAGGACCACAAGUCUCUUCCAGAGAGCAAACGGCUCCUGGAUGGGGAACCCAAAGACUUCUGUCUCGUGGAGCGCUGGAGAGGCUUUGAACGGGCCUUGCCGCCUCUUACCAGAAUCCUGAGGCUUUGGUAUGCCUGGGGUGAUGAAAGACCCUUCAUCCAGUUCCUUCUGGUAAAAACUAGUGAUUUUGUGCCGCAGACGGCUAAGAACAGUGGAAAGUCCAAGGGAGCCAGGCCGAAGCGAUGGGAGCUAGGUCACGCUCAGUGUGGCCAGCCUCUUCCUGUGGACAAGCAAAAGCGCAGGGUCAGAAAGGCCUUCCGGAAGCUGGAGCAGCUUCACAAGGAAAACAGGAGUUCCCCUGGCGCCGACGAGGUCGAACGGAUGGUGCAGCUCAUUCUAAACCAGGACCACAUGAUCAGGGAGCAGAUCCAGCGCAUGAGGGAGCUAGAUUCGGAGAUCGAGCGGUUUCAGGACCCAGCGCAGCGGGAGGAGGAUUCUGAGAGUUCUGCGGAUCAGGCUUGUGGCUUGAGUUUGGCAGCAAACAGUGAGGAGCAGCUGGAGAAGUACUUAUACACCUGUGAUGGCAUCGAGCAGCUGGAAACGCAGGUCCAGCGGCAUGAGGAUUUCAUCCUCCAGCUGUCCCAGGAGAUCGACGCCGAGCUGAGGAAGUUAUGUCUCCCUCCGGUUCCAGAAGAGGACAGCGAGGAGGAAGGAGCUGCCGCCGCUGCUCAGUCCCCCUCUGACGCUGACGAAUCCUUCUACAGAGCAGAGCUAGAGAGGCUACAGGAUGAACUGAAGCACAGCCUCUUCAGUGGAGUGGCUCUGCAAAACCAGGUUGCAGAAAUGGACAAGCAGCUUGUGUACAUGGACAGCUCGCUGAUGGCCAAGGACCAGGAGUGUUGGCAGGUGGCUGCCCAGCUUAACUCUCUGCAAAUCAUGGACAGCGCGGAGGAAAAGACGGCCAGCCUCGUCCAUGUGAGCGAGGCGCAGAACAGCCUGGCCCGGACGGUAAAAGCUAAAGCCAGCCUGUCCCCAGCAGACGUUACAGACACGGACUCAGACACCGGGAUCAGCUCCACGCACAGCCAGGACUCGCUGUCGCCGUGUCUCGACUUCCCUCCUCCGCUUGAUACAGACGUUUAGAGAAAGUCUGAAACCUUUCCGUUUAUCAUUCCACGCACACCAGUCGCAGGUUAUGCUUUUCACAUGUCGUCUGUAGGCUUGAACGCUGUGUUGAUUCAUUUUAAACAAAAGAAAAACUGGCUCCUGGCUUUUCUGGAGAGAUGUUUAUUUAUUGUUUUGUUUCUGGACAGCGGCAGAGACAGUGGGUUCGACAAGUGUACACAUUCCUGUAGUAGCGUUAGAUUUUUUGUGAGUGUUUUCCAACUUUAAUGUGACAUGUAUUCUGUUUUAUUCAAC